Molecule: messenger RNA, 2531 nt
Organism: Triticum aestivum (bread wheat)
Lineage: Eukaryota; Viridiplantae; Streptophyta; Magnoliopsida; Poales; Poaceae
Product: monosaccharide-sensing protein 2
Exons: 8
Coding region: 16-2436 (806 amino acids)
Biological process (GO): transmembrane transport
Cellular component (GO): membrane
Molecular function (GO): transmembrane transporter activity
Source: RefSeq, a predicted model, not a curated record
GCACCCGAAAAAAAAAUGGUGCUACAUAAGUGGGCUCACCAACCACCCAAGGCGAAUAUAGACGCGAAGUAUACGUACCGGAGACCAAAGGGCAGCCAGAUCCUGCAAACCGAACCACCGAGAUCAGCUGACCACGACGGCCGGCAGCGAUCGAGGGCGGAACGGAAGCCCGGUCGCCCCUCGGGCGCAUCGGGUGUCUCUCUGGAUUCGACCAUGGAAGAUUUAACACGGCCUCUUGUGAGAGAGUCGGAGGCUAAUCUUCAUGCGAAGCUCGCUCCCUCCGGCUCCGGAUCUGGACUACGACAAGCGUGUAAGAAGUUGCGUGAUUUGACGACCGUUGAUCGCGCGGUUCUUGUCGCGUUCGUGGCAUCCAUCGGCAACCUGCUCCAAGGCUGGGACAAUGCCAGCAUUGCAGGUGCUAUGUUUUACAUAAAGGACGAGUUUAAACUAGAUAGCAUGCCAAUGAUUGAGGGGUGUAUUAUGGCUAUGGCACUUUUUGGGGCAACAAUAAUCACAACACUAUCUGGAAUGCUAUCUGAUAAAUUUGGUCGGUGGGCGAUGCUACUUACCUCGGCGGUAUUGUCCUUUGUUAGUGCACUAUUGGUCAUAUUUUGGUCCCAACAUGUGUAUAUGCUGCUAUUCGUGAGGCUUAUUCAGGGAUUUAGUAUUGGUUUGGCAGUUACACUUGUGCCAUUAUAUAUAGUUGAGACUGCGCCUCCUGAUAUGAGAGGAAAAUUAAGCACAUUUCCCCAGUUAAGUGGUUCAGCUGGUAUGUUCUUAUCUUACUGCAUGGUGUUUUGGAUGUCCAUGCUGCCAAAGGUUAGUUGGCGGAUCAUGCUUGGGAUACAACUGAUACCCUCACUAAUAUACUCAAUUUUAACUAUCUUCUAUCUACCUGAGACUCCGAGUUGGCUUGUGAGCCAAGGAAGGGUGGAUGAAGCCAAGAUGGUUUUACAAAAACUACGAAGAAAGGAAGAUGUCUCAGGUGAAAUGGCAAGUCUUUUGGAGGGCACACAAGUUGGUGACACUCCGUCUAUUGAGGAGUACCUAAUUAGCACUAACGAAAGUAUGUUAAGGGAAAAGGUGAUUGGCAAUGAUGAAAUAAUAAAAUUAUAUGGACUUCCAGAAGAUUUGCAUUGUGUUGCCUAUCCAUUGAAGAGAACAAACACAGAAGAAAGUGCCAUUGGUCAUUCUGUGAGUCGUGGAGCAUCGUUCUAUGACCCAGUUGUCAACAUUAUUGGGAGUAUGCACGGGCUCCCUGAGGUUGCCCACGGCAUAUUCAAUGAAUUAGAACAACAAGGUCCAAUUGAAGGGGAUGAAGAGAAUCAGGAAGAGACCAAAGAGCAUGAGCUAGAACACAACCGAGAUGAUACCUAUGAUAGCGAGCAUGAUUAUCUUAUUCAACCCAAACCUACGAAUAUAAAUGAUUUUGUGAUAUGUCGCAAAAGCGGCCAUAUUGGUGGAGGUUGGCAAUUGGCUUGGAAAAUGUCAUCAGGAUAUCAUUUGGAUGGGCAAAUGGAAGGUGGCAUGGAACGAGUAUAUUUGCAUGAAGGAGGUGUACCAAGUUCUGAAAAUCUACUGGAUGCUCCAAUAGACGGGAAUUUCAUUCAAGCGACUGCUUUGGUCAACAAAUCGGUUUUUCACAAGUCUGGACACAAUAUUGGUAUUCAUUCACCUAAUAAAGAUUAUAGAAGUACAAAAUGGAAGGAUCUGUUAGAACCUGGUGUAAAACGUGCAUUGGUCGUGGGUGUUGGAAUACAAGUACUUCAACAGUUUGCUGGCAUCAAUGGCAUUCUUUAUUACACUCCUCAAAUACUUGAGCAAGCUGGUGUUGGGGUUCUUCUCUCAAAGUUUGGCAUCAACUCUUCUUCAGUGUCGAUUCUUAUGAGCGCUCUCACAACUUUAUUGAUGCUUCCUUUUAUCUGCAUAGCCAUGUGGCUUAUGGACCGCUCUGGAAGAAGAAGGAUACUACUUGUGACAAUACCCAUCUUGGUAGUGUCCCUCGUUGUUUUAGUAACCGUCAACAUUGUGAAUCUGAGUGCUGAACUACACGCACUGCUCUCAACAAUGAGUGUUGGAAUCUAUUUCUGCAUAUUUGUCAUGGGUUUUGGUCCAAUACCAAAUAUAUUCUGCUCAGAGAUUUUCCCCAACAAAGUUCGUGCUAUUUGCUUGGCCAUAUGUAGCCUAGUCUUUUGGAUUUGUGACAUCAUUGUGACAUAUACCCUUCCUGUAUUGUUGAGGUAUAUAGGUCUUGCGGGUGUUUUCGGAGUUUAUGCCAUUGUUUGUGUGUUGGCUUUUGUUUUCGUUUGUCUAAAGGUCCCGGAAACAAAGAAUAUACCUAUUGAGGUCAUAGCAGAGUUCUAUGCACUUGGCGGGUCAGGUACCCAAAUCAUCCAAGAGAGGCAGAAAGAAAAUUCAGAGAAAUUAUUAGUGUGACAAUUAGGUUAUUAGAAACAUGAUAUUAAUAUCUGUAUUUUUAUGGUGGCUUUAAUAUAAUGGUUUCCCGUGUGGUUUUAUUACAAUUAAAUUUC